Messenger RNA from Corylus avellana, 1134 nucleotides. Lineage: Eukaryota; Viridiplantae; Streptophyta; Magnoliopsida; Fagales; Betulaceae. The record is from RefSeq and is a predicted model, not a curated record.
AUGACUACAACGCAUUGGAGUGAAAGCAUGAAUUCAUUCUUUGAUGGUUACAUGCAUGCACAAACCACACUAAAGGAAUUUGUUGAUCAAUUUGAUAAUGGUUUGAAGAAAAUGGUUGAGAGGGAGGCACGUGCUGAUUUCGAUUGUUAUAAUCGCACAAGUCCUUGUGUAACAGACUUUGCUUUAGAGACGCAAUUUCAAUAUGCUUACACAGAUUCAAAAUUCAAAGAUGUUCAAGCAGAAUUUAAGCCACGUUCGAAUGUUAAUAAUUGUUUUCUUAAAAGUGAAGGUGCAGUUUCUACCUAUCGAGUGAUUGAACCUAAUGGAAACCGCAUGAUCGACAAAACAUUUAGUGUUUUCUUCAACAACGAUGAAUUUGAAGUGAAGUGUACUUGUACAUUAUUUAAGUUAAGAGGAAUCAUAUACAGGCAUUCCAUUUCUGUUUUACUUACGAGCGGAGUUACAACGUUGCCACCAAGAUAUAUUCUUGAUAGAAGGAGGAAGGAUAUAAAUCAAAAUUUGAUGAUUAAGAGUAUGGGUAAUGUGUUGAUUACUAACUCUACUGCCUGGAGAUAUGACAAAGUUUGCAAGAAUUGUGAAGAAUUAGCAUCGCUCACAUCCAAAAAUGAGGAAUAUUUCAUGGAAGCGAUGAAAAGUGCUGAUAUGUUAAAGGAGAAAUACUGUGCCUUAACACAUGCUGUGCCCAAUCAAUGUGAUGAAGUCAUUCCAACUUGUGAUAACGUCAUUCCAAGUAAUGAGGGCACCACAGUGCAAGGUGAAACGGUGCUUACUCCUGUUAAGGCUAGAAUCAAAGGAAGGCCACCCUCACUACGAAUGGUCACAGCUAUAGAAAAAGUUCUCAAAAAGUCGCAAGGUAAGAAAUUCCAAGGACGAAAUAAGCAACAAAGUGACAAUACUGUCAACAAGAAGGGGAAAAAGAAGAAUUCCAAAGCAAUGCAAGAUGACCUCAACACUUCUCAAACUUCAUUGCCUAAUACAACUCAGGGCUCCAUCAAUGUGGCAGCAACAAUGGUUGAUCCAACAUUUGAGUUGUCAAAAUUGAUCAGCCAACCUAAAUAUGAAGAAUCCUUCACUGCAGCCUUCCAAAUCUCUAAUGUGUCUAUUGUAUACUAG